Molecule: messenger RNA, 1314 nt
Organism: Peronospora matthiolae
Lineage: Eukaryota; Oomycota; Peronosporomycetes; Peronosporales; Peronosporaceae
Source: the annotation of a GenBank genome assembly
AUGGACCAGCCGGACGGAUACCUGGAUGCAACACAGCCGGACUAUGUGUGCAAGCUAAAGAGAUCACUCUACGGCUUGAAGCAAUCGCCUCGCAUGUGGAACCAAACAAUCGAUGGGUUCAUGAUCAAGAUGGGAUUCAAGAAGUGCGAAUCGGACCACUGCAUCUACAUCAAGCGAGACGACCAAGACAUGAUUCUCGUGGUGCUCUACGUCGAUGAUCUCAUCCUGGCCAGCAGCAAAAACGAACUCCUCAAGUCAACCAAGAUGGCGCUGAGCAAACGCUUCGAAAUGACGGAUCUCGGUGAGCUCGAUUACUUUCUCGGCAUGGAGAUCAAGAACGACCGUAAGACGGGAAUGGUGACUGUACAACAAACCAAGUUUCUCAAGUCCGUGUUAACCAAGUUCGGAAUGGAUAACAGCAAGCCAGUGAAGACGCCUCAAGAUCCCGGCCUGAAGCUAACCAAGAACAUGUGUGAACAAGAAUGCAAGCACGAAGACACCAUGUGCAACGUGCCAUAUCGAAGUGCUGUCGGAGGCAUCAUGUAUCUCAUGGUCGCCACACGUCCGGAUCUAGCUGCUGCAGUGGGAUCAUUAUCCCAGUUCUCGUCCGACCCAUGCCCGACUCACUGGCAAGCUUUGAAGCGUGUGCUGAGAUACCUGCAAGCAACGCCCAAUCAUGGUCUUGAGUUUACACGUGAAGAAGGAAGCCGUAUCUGCGGGUACACCGACGCAGACUGGGCCGGCGACAUUGAGUCAAGACGAAGUACAAGCGGCUAUGUGUUCAUGAUGAGCGGAGGAUGCAUCAGCUGGAAAAGCCAGAAACAACGGACGGUCGCGCUAUCUUCAACAGAAGCAGAAUACAUGGCGCUUUCCGAAGCAACCAAAGAAGCAGUAUGGCUCAAAGUGCUUUUGGGGGAACUUGGUGAGAUGACAAGCGACGAAGCGAUCAAGAUGUAUGAAGACAACCAAGGAUCAAUCGCUCUCGCCAAGAACCCGGAGUUCCAUAAGAGAACAAAACACAUCGACAUACGCUACCAUUUUGUGCGUGAGAAGGUGGAAUCAGGUGAAGUCGUUUUGGAGUAUUGCCCGACUCAAGAUAUGCUGGCAGACAUGAUGACCAAGCCGAUCGCCGCUGUACAAUUUGAAAACAUUCGCGAUCGACUUGGGAUCCAAGGUGCCGCAGCUAACGAGUCGAGAGGGAGUGUUGAAAAGACAGCGGCUGUGAAGAAGACACCUCGUCAAGCUGCGUCAAGUGUUGAAGCAAGUGGAAGACCAAGCUUCGCUAUACCGGUGGGUACCGGUAUGUACCAGUAA